GACUCACCCUUGGUUUGUUCUGGUGUUCGCUUGUCCUUCAAAUCACGGUUUCGACACACUUGUUCUUUUGUGUCCAACUGUCUCCGCGGCUACGAGUACAACAUGGGUCAGCCCUCUUCAGCUCCUUGACUCACUUACCACAAAGACACCUUGGUCGUAAACCACUUUACUUGGCUUCACAGUCUCGCCAAUGGCUUCCGCUAUUUCCGAUUCAAUCUAGCCUGGCCCUCUGAUCCGUACUAUGAGCAUCUUCUCCAGAAACCUCAAACGCGGCGCUACUGAAGAGGGAAUUGCAACAAAGACCCUGAGACGAGAUGGUCAUUGCUCGACCGCUUGGGCCAUCAUGGGCCUCUGCGCUAAGUCUCGCCUAGUGAUCACGCGCAAGCCACGAUUUUCUAAGCCUUGCUCUCCUCUUCAACCACUACCACAGUUCUCUACCGUCACAACCUUCGCACUGUUCUCAUGUAACCUCACAGAUCCCUCGACCCGACCCGCAUGCCAUAGGGUGAAACAACGCAAUGAGGGUAUUCCAACUAUAGCUACAGCGAUACUUGCUCAAUUACAGAGUCUCGUGAUGAGCAGAAAAGGUUCUCCAGCUGUAUGAUGGACAGUCCCCAAUAGGUUAUCCUACUACGGAAUGGCAAAAAAGCAGUAGGGCUUCAGGAUGUGACAUUGGCAACUGAGGAGACUAUCUUCAGCCGCUUCGUUCACCGCAAUGUGCUAUCGUGAGCUCUCACGGCCUUGCCAUUGUUCUCUAAGAUAUGUCCAUUGAAACGUCAACCUCGACCUGCGCUGUCUACAAGGUCCGAUGGUCCCUCGAUUUGUAGAACUCGGAUAUGGCUGCGGUUACCGAUUUGUCGAUACCUGAACGAGCACUCAUCUGUAUGCAAUAAGAAAUUUGUUCCCAACAACAGCCUCCCCAGUCUCAGACACACGGUCGAUGGUGCCGAAUCAAGACUCUGUCCUCCGAUAAACAAUCAAG
Messenger RNA from Exophiala xenobiotica, 982 nucleotides. RefSeq lists its product as uncharacterized. The transcript is spliced from 2 exons. Lineage: Eukaryota; Fungi; Ascomycota; Eurotiomycetes; Chaetothyriales; Herpotrichiellaceae. Bases 242 to 604 code for a protein of 120 amino acids. The record is from RefSeq and is a predicted model, not a curated record.